AUGAGUUCAUUUAAGUACAAAAACUCCGCCGCAGGUGCCAGUAUGCAAAGUGCUGCUAACAUAACCUUGAGACAAAUUUUAGAACCCAAUAAUGUGAACUUACGUUCUAAGAAAACACACAUUGUAUGUACCUUAGGUCCAGCAUGUAAAUCUGUUGACACUCUUGUUAAAUUAAUUGAUGCAGGUAUGGAUAUUUGCCGUUUUAACUUUUCUCACGGUAGCCAUGAAGAUCAUAAGGAAAUGUUUAACAACGUUUUAAAAGCUCAAGAAUUGAGACCCAACUGCUUAUUAGGAAUGUUGUUAGAUACUAAAGGACCAGAAAUCAGGACAGGGUUUUUAAAAAAUAAAGAAGUUCAUUUAAAAGAAGGUAGUAAAUUAAAAUUAGUAACAGAUUAUGAAUUCUUAGGUGAUGAAACUUGUAUAGCAUGUUCAUAUAAGAAAUUACCACAAAGUGUUAAGCCAGGAAAUAUUAUAUUAAUAGCUGACGGAUCAGUAAGUUGUAAAGUUUUAGAAACACAUGAAGAUCAUGUUAUUACAGAAGUAUUAAAUUCAGCUGUUAUUGGUGAAAGGAAAAAUAUGAAUUUACCAAACGUUAAGGUUGAUUUACCAAUUAUUAGUGAAAAGGAUAAAAAUGAUAUACUAAAUUUUGCUAUACCAAUGGGUUGUAAUUUUAUUGCUGCCUCAUUUAUUCAAUCAGCCGAUGAUGUCCGUUUAAUUAGAAACUUAUUAGGACCAAGAGGAAGACAUAUCAAGAUUAUUCCCAAAAUUGAAAAUAUUGAAGGUAUUAUUCACUUCGAUAAAAUCUUAGCUGAAUCUGAUGGUAUUAUGAUUGCAAGAGGAGAUUUAGGAAUGGAAAUUUCUCCAGAAAAGGUCUUCUUGGCCCAAAAAUUGAUGAUAUCAAAAUGUAAUUUACAAGGUAAACCAAUUAUCACAGCCACUCAAAUGUUAGAAUCCAUGACCAAGAACCCAAGACCAACAAGAGCAGAAGUUACAGAUGUAGCUAAUGCUGUUUUAGAUGGUACUGAUUGUGUUAUGCUUUCAGGAGAAACUGCAGGUGGUAAAUUUCCAGUUGAAGCUGUAACCAUUAUGUCCAAAAUAUGUUUAGAAGCUGAAGCAUGUAUUGAUUAUAAAUUAUUAUAUCAAUCAUUGGUAAAUGCAAUUGAAACACCAAUUAGUGUACAAGAAGCUGUAGCUAGAUCAGCUGUAGAAACUGCAGAAUCUAUUCAAGCAACUUUAAUUAUAGCUUUAACAGAAACAGGUUAUACUGCAAGAUUAAUAGCCAAAUAUAAGCCAAGUUGUACCAUCUUAGCUCUUAGUGCAUCUGAUUCAACUGUUAGAUGUUUGAACGUACACAGAGGUGUUACAUGCAUUAAAGUAGGUUCAUUCCAAGGAACUGAUAUUGUUAUAAGAAAUGCUAUUGAAAUUGCAAAACAAAGAAAUAUGGCAAAAGUUGGUGAUAGUGUUAUUGCUAUUCACGGAAUUAAAGAAGAAGUAUCUGGAGGUACCAACUUAAUGAAAGUUGUCCAAAUUGAAUAA
Molecule: messenger RNA, 1536 nt
Organism: Plasmodium adleri (nom. inval.)
Lineage: Eukaryota; Apicomplexa; Aconoidasida; Haemosporida; Plasmodiidae
Product: pyruvate kinase
Exons: 3
Coding region: 1-1536 (511 amino acids)
Biological process (GO): glycolytic process
Cellular component (GO): cytoplasm
Molecular function (GO): pyruvate kinase activity; potassium ion binding; magnesium ion binding
Source: RefSeq, a predicted model, not a curated record